AAGAAAAAAAAAACUCGUAAAGUUGAUGAUCGGUACACGGAAAGGAAGUCCUUUUUCAGUUGCUCUUUCUUCGCUCCGACUUCGUUUCCUAUUCAUUCUUCUUCAUUACUAUAUCUUCUUCAAUCAUCCUAAUUCAUUCAUUCAUUCUUCUUCUUAAUCUUCACGGUUCCAUUUCACAUCCUUUCUUCAAAGGAUUUUUGUUAGGAAAAAAGAGUUUCGGUGCGUAAUUGUCCCGCCAGCUUAACCUUUGUUGUUUGUUCCCACCGCGUUGAGAUCUGGUUUCUUUCGAUUCCUUCUACGAUGCUAAGCAAGAGCUUCAAGCCUGCGAAAUGUAAGACAUCGCUGAAGUUAGCGGUUUCGCGGAUUAAGCUUUUGAGGAAUAAGAAAGAUGUUCAUAUUAAGCAGCUUAAGGGAGAUUUGGCUAAGUUGCUUGAGGCUGGACAAGACCAGACUGCUAGAAUUCGGGUUGAACACUUUGUUAGAGAAGAGAAAUCGAAGGAAGCUUAUGAACUCAUUGAAAUAUUUUGUGAGCUAAUUGUGGCGCGCAUGCCAAUGAUUGAGUCCCAAAAAAAUUGUCCCAUAGAUUUGAAGGAAGCAGUCUCGAGUGUUAUAUUUGCAUCACCCAGAUGUGCAGAUAUUCCAGAGCUCUUGGAUGUUCGUAAACACUUUAAAUCAAAGUAUGGAAAAGAAUUUGUCUCGGCCGCAGUGGAGCUGCGCCCAGAAUGUGGAGUGAAUCGCAUGUUAGUCGAAAAACUAUCUGCUAAAGCACCGGAUGGGCAGACCAAACUUAAAAUCUUGACUGCAAUUGCUGAGGAGUAUAACAUCAAAUGGGACCCAAAAUCCUUUGGUGACAGCAUCAACCCUCCGGCUGAUUUGUUGAGUGGACCAAAUACUUUUGGGAAGGCUAGUCAAAUACAGAUGGAGUCUAUUAGUGGCCCAUCUUCAUUUGAUCACAAAGAAUCUUCUAGAAAACAUGUUCCAUUCAAACCUGAUGAAAGGCCUCAUGUACCGGAGAUCCCUGAACACAGUUUGAGAUCAGAACAUCAGUCCAAACAAUCCAACUUUGCUCACGUUAAUGCCAAUCAAAGCAACAUCACUGGCCGUCAUAAUUCAGAAACAUCUUUUGAGGGGAUGCAUAGGCACUCAAAUUCUGGUGAACAAAAUAAUUACUCUUCAGGUAGGCAGCAGUGGAGUAUGGAUUUUAAGGAUGCUACCUCUGCUGCAAAGGCAGCGGCUGAAUCUGCAGAACUAGCAAGUCUAGGCCGAGCUGCUGCAGAACUUUCCAGUCGUGGAAACAUCUCCCAACCAUCCUCUUCUGAGUUUCAGAAAUCUUCGUCUUAUAAUUUAAGGGCAGAAGGACUCAAGGAUACCCUAGUGUCCAUUUACGUGAUCAACAGCUUCCUAAAGACCAAGUUGUCAGUGCACCUCGUAAAAGUUCUACGCCGGAUGAUAAUUGGAGAGACAAUGAGACAAGAACAUACAUGGGGGAUAAUUCCAAGAAUUAUAGUUAUCCAUCUUCAAGCUGCAGCAGAAAGAUCCUCUUUCAAGAAAUCAUCCGAACCUAGGUUUAGCGGUUCCCUUGGUAGUAGUGCAACUUUGGAGAAACAAACCAGAAAACAUGAUGCCAGCACGUCUGUAACCAGUUUCAAUGCUGCAGAUAGAUACUCUUUCAAGAAUUCAUUCGAACCUGGGAACCAGUAUGGAGAAACAACCCGAAAUGUUGAUGUAGAAUAUGUUAGCGAUCAGCCAUUUAGUACGGGUUUUGACAGAACUAGUUCCUAUGGAGAUGUGAGGAUUGAAAGUGAUUCAAUUAAAGUGCCUUCCCACGAGAAGUUGGGGAAUGAUGCCUAUGAGAACCCUUUUGCCAUGGAUAAACCAAAUGAGAGUGAAAGUACUGUUGAUAUGAGUUUUUAUGACCAUGCCAGUGUGGUCUUUGAUGAUUAUGGUCCAGAUGAUGAUUAUAUUCCAGACUACGAUAUCCCGAGGAGAGAAUCAAUUCCAGACCUUUCGUCACCUAAAGGAAAGGUGCCAAUAAAUCCAUCACCAGAUGAUACUUGGAUCUUCAACGGGAACAAGAAUGAUUCUGCUGAGAAGGCUGUUUCACACGCUCAAAUUUCUGAUCAUACUUCACUGUUUGCUGAAAGUAUUGGAGCUUUUGAUGAUCCUUCCCAUUCUGAUGAGUUGUUGCCGGCAACUUUUGACCAUUCAGAUGGAUCUGGUUCUGAAAGUGAGGAAGAGUUGAAAGAAUCUGAGAUCAUUGCUAAAGAAAACUCUAGUGAAUUCUGCAAGAAGCAGGAUUUGUACUCUGAAAAAUCAGAAUGGACUCGGAACAUUAGUCAUGGAUUAUCUGGAUCUUCAGAUGAGGACAGUAGUAGCAUGCCAUCUCAUCGCCUCUCUUCUGAGCUAAACUCUGUACAUGAAUCGAAGAAGAACGACAGCCCACUGAGUUCUCCUGAUAUUGUAGAAGAAUCAACUUCAGAUGGCAGCAGUGGCUUGAAUUUCGGGAAACUGAAAGGUGGCCGAAGAAACCAAAAAAGUAAUAAGCUUCCAUUUGCAAACAAUUCAUCAAGAAAUGACUCAUCAUCUAAACAAGCAUACGAAAACGAUGCCUCAAAAACUGAGCAGUCUACCUUCAUUUCUUCUUCUACAGCUAGGACUUCGUUGCGAUCAAAGGCUUCUGAAGAGACAUAUGCUACAAGUGUAGAAGAGAGACGAGGUCAAGAAAAGGAAUCACAAACCAAGCUUAAUAGCUUUAAUUCCAAUCUUGAUGAUUCAAAGGAGAAGUUCUCGGUUUAUACUCUUAGAAGUGAUCAAGAGCCACAUAGCAAGAACGUGGUUGAUGAAAUCUUGAAGAAUCCAGCCCCAACAAGAGUUGCAGUUAAGUAUCCUGGUUUCCACAAUGACGAUGAUUCUGACGAAGAUUUGCCUGAACAAAAUAUGAAAAACAGUCCUCAUCGAGUUAUUGGACUUUCUAGACGGACCAAAGCGUCUCCUAAAAGUCCAAGUCCACAUUUAGAGGACUCACACAGGACUCCCACGACCAUGAGUCAUGAGGAUAUAAUUGAGAGAAAAGCUUCAACGAGUUUCUAUGCAACUACAUCGCCACUGAGGGCAAAAACUGGAACAAGAUACUCUGAUCGUUUGGAAAUUUCAGAGCAGCCUCAAUCAUCUAAACCUUUCAAGCAAACUCAUGAAACUAAGAGGUCUUUUAUUGAGGAAAGGUCUAGACCUUCUGCAGAGGAACAGCAAUACAAUUAUCCACCAGAGAUAAAUAGACGAGGCAAUUUUGAGAGUUCAAAGUUUUCUUCUUCAAGGGAUACGACAGCAGCUCCAGUGAAGACUCGGGUUCAAUCAAGUAACUCAGAGCAACCUCAGUCAAUGAAACCUUCCAAACCAAUUCCUGAAACUAAAAAAUCUAUCCAUGAAGAAAAAUUAAAAUCUCCUACGAAGGACUUGCCAUCCACUCCUUCACCAAAAUUAGAAACACAAGGCAACUCUGAGAGUUCGAAAAAGGAGAAGACUGAGGCAGUUGAGAAAGCUAGUCAUGUUCACCCAAAGCUACCCGACUACGACAACUUUGCAGCUCACUUCCUCGCUCUUAGACAGAAUAACAAGUAAAUCUAGUUUCUUGGCGUUGAUUUAUACUUAUACAGUUAUACAUACGACAUAAAUAUAUUUUUUGAUUUAUUAAUUUAAUUAGUCCAUGUUCAUGGUUAUUUAUUAGAUAGCUCUUAUUCAUGAUUCGAACUCUAAAGGAUACAUCAGAUGUACAGGUUAGAUUAAUGGUUUGUUGUUUAGGAAAAAGCAAUCAGAAGCUAAUUGUGGAAAUCACAUAAAAGCUUUCCCAAUUAAUUAGCCUAAAGGUCAGAUAGGCCAUAAUGUGUAAAUGGAGAAAGGUAUCUACACCACAAUAAAGCUAGAGAAAGAACCAAUUCUUAGAAUCUACCACUAAAAAGGAGAUAUGUUGUUGAAAAUCUGAUUGUACCUUUCAGUCCAUAAUGACCAGAAAAAAAAAAAGGCUCUGACAGGC
This is a messenger RNA of Cucumis sativus (cucumber), 4030 nucleotides long. RefSeq lists its product as uncharacterized. Gene Ontology annotation, biological process: protein transport. NCBI's taxonomy places the organism in Eukaryota, Viridiplantae, Streptophyta, Magnoliopsida, Cucurbitales, Cucurbitaceae. The record is from RefSeq and is a predicted model, not a curated record.